Saccoglossus kowalevskii is the source of this 3875-nucleotide messenger RNA. RefSeq names its product numb homolog (gene numb). The record is from RefSeq and is marked provisional. NCBI's taxonomy places the organism in Eukaryota, Metazoa, Hemichordata, Enteropneusta, Harrimaniidae. Gene Ontology annotation, cellular component: cytoplasm.
GAGAGGUGUUUCGAUCCUCUCACCACGUUUUGGAGUUUAUACGAGUUUUUGUCAGCUGACAUCCUAUCUGAGGUGACGUUCUUUCACAGGAAUCUAUUCAACAUAGACCAUUUACGAAGUGUGCACUGGGAGGUCGAAUACAACGUGUCUGAUCGAUCCAGAGGUUUUCAUGAACUGUGUAAAAAGCAUACCUGAUCGAAGCACCGAAAUAUCCGAUUUAUCAAACUCGAGAACAUACUAAAAAAUCAGAUCACGUGGUUUGAUAUCGGUUAGUGGCACUGUUCUGGACCACCAAGUGGGAAUACCGCAGCGGACAAUUAUUUCAUAUAAGCCAGAACACGGGCGUUCGUGCUGGAACAAAUAAUUUUCACAGAUCAUUUCGAAAAUCAAUACGAAAGUCAUUCAGGAUGAAAAAAUUGAGACGACUGCUCAAUGUCUGAAAAACAUUUAUUUUUUCUUAGUAUUUAGGUAGUGUUGAAGUCAAUGAAUCAAGGGGUAUGCCCAUAUGUGAAGACGCUGUACGAAAACUCAGGGAUAAAAAGAAAGUGCGAGCUGUUCUAUGGGUGUCAUCCGAUGGUUUAAGAGUUGUGGACGAAGACAGUAAGGGAUUGAUAGUGGACCAGACGAUAGAAAAAGUUUCUUUCUGUGCACCUGAUCGGCGCCAUGAGAGGGCAUUCUCUUAUAUUUGUAGAGAUGGUACAACAAGAAGGUGGCUUUGUCACGCAUUCAUUGCUGUGAGAGAUUCAGGAGAGAGAUUGAGUCAUGCAGUGGGGUGUGCUUUUGCUGCUUGCCUUGAAAGGAAACAGAAAAGGGACAAAGAAUGCGGGGUUAAAGUAGAAUUUGAUGUUAAUAAGACAAGUUUUGCAAGACAAGGAUCAUUCCGCGAACCAACAAUGACAGAAAAACUUGAACAACAGAAGAGAGAAGCGGAAGAGCGAAGUCGUACUGAUGGUGCACAGUUGCCUCUAGAGCAUGUUCCACCACGUGCAGUAAAUCUUCCUUAUGCUGUUCCAAGACGACAUGCUACUCCCAAUAUGCUAGAAAGACAAGGAUCAUUUCGAGGGUUUCCAGGUCUUGCCAAAGAUUCACCGUUCAAGAGGCAGUUGUCUCUUCGACUCAACGAGCUACCAUCUACAUUAGCAAGACAAAAAGAUCUUAAUAUUUUACCAGAAGAGAAUGGUUCACCCAACAGUCCCCUGUCACCAAGUGGUCAGAACCAGAGCCAGCAGAUUCCUACAAAUAGACCAACUCAAGUCUCUUCUUCGUCAUCGGCUGCAGCUGGUUCUGCAGACAUCUCAUCAUUAUGUCAGCAGCUUACACAGGGCUUAUCCGAACUCAGUAACCAAGACCCCUUUGCUGAUUUCACACCUACAUCAUCAACGUCAAUGACUCCCGUUAGUCCAGUCGAUAUGUUCUCUCCAACAAGACAAGUACCAAGCAGAAGUCCCAUUACAUCACCCAUUGCAGCAAGCAAUACAGCAUUACCUGUUAGACAAACCAACCCUUGGGAAAACUCAACACCCAAAGGAGUACAAGCUCAGCCAUCUGAACCCACUUGGGCCACAGCGCAAAUCCCAAACCAGCAAACCAAGCCAGCUUGGACACCUGGACACCGUCGCCAACUAUCUGAUGCUGACAAGUGGCUGGAGACUGCUUCUGAAACCGUUGCUGUUGUAAACAGUCCUGGUAACCCAUUCGCAUCACCUGACUCACCACAAAUGGCAACGACUGUUGUCAAGAGUCGGUCUAACCCCUAUAACUUAUCUACUCAGAAGACAACACCAACAUCUGAAAGGCCACCUCUUGUAAAGAGCCACACGAUAGGUGAUCCAUUUACACCGCUGCCACCACAGCCGCAGCCACAGCAAUGGCCAACUGGAAGUACGAAUCAGCAUAAUGGAUUUCAAUCUUCUAAUUACAUGAAUACAAAACCACCGCCCGUUGUGCCACAAAGAACUUAUAAUGGUGGCUUGAACAGUUCAUGGACUAACAAUACACAUCAAAUAUCAGCACCAUUCCAGUCAGCUCAACAACACCAAGUACAUCAAUCAGACUUUGACGCCCAGUGGAAUGCCUUAAGUAAUGCUCAGCCAUCUCACACUGAGAAUCCAUUUGCAAACGCUGUCAAGACUUUUGAAAUCAACCUGUGAGGAGAACGUGUACUCUUUGUGCUUUCACUGUAUUUAGUGUUGCAACAUAGUUAUAAUUGAUGGAAAAUAAGUUUCAAAAUAUACAUUUAGUUGUAUAUUAGUUGCGUGUGGACCAAUAACUUGACACUUUAAGAAAUGAAAACACACGUACAGGGAACAACAUAUCUGUAGAGGCAUUUUUACAAAGUCACAUGCAAUUUCAAAAUGUUCGCCAAGCCGAGAUACUGAUAUAGAUUCGUUUAGUGUACAAUCUGUGGAAAGUAAUAUUUUUUAAAUGUUCAUGUACCCCCAAAACCAUUUCACAUACCCCCAAAACCAUUUUACGGACCCCCAAAACCAUAUAUUAUAUAUAAAUAAAUAAAUAAAUAAAUAAAUAUUAAUCAAUGUGUAAUUGCACCCAUAGAAACACAUCAGUUUUAUCUGAUUAGAAUAUUUCAACGUUAAUGCUUUCUCACAAGAUGUCUAUAUCACUUCCUGUUUUUAACAUUUUAUUUUCAUUUUUUUUUAUUAGUGUUUGUUUUCUGCCUAUGUUUGACAUUUUAAUCAGUACUCAGCUGGAGCUCAAAUAUAUUGGCUAAUUUGAUCACUGCGAAUGAGUGAUUGUAUAAAAUAAUUUGUUAUUCUCUGAAUUUACAGAUUUUGAAAAGAAUAUUCAUCAAAAGAGCAUGUAUGUAUUGGAUUAGGCAAAUCAACUCUGUUUAAGACGCGUUAUAUUUUUGAUUUGAUUUGAUGGAUGUUCCAUCAGUUUUUAUUCUUUGUAACAUGGAUGUAUAAAAUCACCAGAUGAAAACUAAGAAUAAUUUGUAAGCGCUGCACAUACUAAUAUGUCCUAAGACGUACCAAUAUGACAUUACUAUUCAGUCAAUGAUUGAUUGAAAUUUUUACAAUUUUUUUUAAAUCUUGCAUUUAUUUUAUAUAUUUUUGAGAAUGAAUGCCAGUUUGAACGCAUCAAACUAUUUUUCUUCUAUCAGUUUGAUUGCAAAUGUGGAAAAGAAUGACUAUUUUGUUGAGUAUGUGGAAUGGAUAGCGUUACAAAUUUACUGACUUUCACAGCUGGUGGUAUCAGAUCACUUUUAUUUUAAUCAAACAAUAUUUAUUUCAAGGUUUCAUAAUGCCCUCUUUACGGAAUUUGAUAUCUCAAAAUUUUAAAAAGAUUAUUUGGGUCAAACCAUUUUACAUAUACUAUUGGGUGGCACAGGUCAUGAAGAAUGGGAGUGCAGGGCACAAUCAUAUGUUCUUUGUACCAUACCCGUUUGUUUAUUGCAUAAUUUAAUUACGGUAUACAUACACUUUGUUGUCUUUCAGGAAGCAGUGUUAGGUCACCUGAUCCAUCAAUCUUUGGUUUUAAUGUUAACACUUCAUCCGAUUAACCUAUUUGUAUAUCAUUCAACCAAUGGUUGACUUGUAUCCCAACUCAUGGACCAUUAAACCAAUGCUUUCAGGUAAUUAAAUACAAUACUGAUGUCUGUGUAGCUUGGUUAUGACAUUGACCUACCUUGAUUCCAUUUGGUUAUAAUUUCAGGAUCUUUCCAGAUAGUUUUAUUUAUUAUAUUUCACAAGCAGGAAGAAGUUUUAUUUCCAUAUCUCUGUAUUCCAUUAGUAUAUAUUGCUGUACAAAUGAAUCUUGGUUUUAGAAACCUCAGCAAUAUUUGUUGCUGAUAUUUUAGUAAAUUCAACUUAAAUAGUGCUUAUUCUGACCUUUAAUAAAAUAUCUAAUAAAAGCUA